Molecule: messenger RNA, 1641 nt
Organism: Loa loa (African eye worm)
Lineage: Eukaryota; Metazoa; Nematoda; Chromadorea; Rhabditida; Onchocercidae
Exons: 11
Coding region: 1-1641 (546 amino acids)
Source: RefSeq, a predicted model, not a curated record
AUGAAAUUGAAUGAGCAGCGUGUUGAAGAACGUAAAUCACGGCAAAUUCAAACUGGAAGUGGUAUUGUUGAAGGUAAGCAACUACGUUGUAACAAAGGUCCAAUUGAUGUCUUCCUUGGUAUUCCAUAUGCAAAACCACCAACGGGAAAUCGUCGAUUCAAGAAGCCUGAAGUAAUUUCACCAUGGGCUGGUAUUAUGAAGUGCAAACGGUAUCGAAGCCGAGCGCCCCAAAAGGACUUUUUCUGGGAUCGAAUAGAUUUACGUGUUGGAAAGAAUGAAGACUGUCUUUAUUUGAAUAUUAUCACGCCGGGAUGGAAGCCACGGCCUGAAUUUAAGAAUGGUUUUCCGGUAAUGUUUUACAUUCAUGGUGGUGGUUUUAUGAUCGAUUCGGCGGUAAAAUAUCAUUACUCGAAAAUUGCCAGACUUUUGGUAUCCAAGGAUGUGAUUGUUGUGACAAUCCAAUACCGCCUUGGCUUUCUUGGUUUUUUUACAACUGGUGAUGAGAUCUGUCCUGGUAAUUUUGGCAUCUGGGACCAGAUCAUGGCCUUAAAAUGGGUGAAAGGGAAUAUUGAAUAUUUUGGCGGUGAUCCCGACCGAAUUACUGUUGUUGGCCAAAGUGCUGGUGCUGCAUCUGCCGAUCUGUUGGCUUUGUCACCUCAUAGUCGAGAUCUCUUCAAGCAAGUCAUUUUAUUGGGCGGUAAUGCCGAAUGUCCGUGGGCAGUAUCAGAUACCAAAACAGUUAGUGAUUACUGUUGUCGACAAGCUAGAAAAUUAGGCUGGCAAGGCACCGAUAAUGCGGGAAUGAUAAGAUUUCUGCGUAAACUACCAGCUUCAAAACUUACCGGUAGAUUAAUUGGUAAUAAAGAAUUGUUUACCACUGGUCGCUUACCAUUAACACCAAUUAUUGAUGGUGAUCUGUUACCGUGUCCUAUCAGUGAACUUCGAAAGCAGUCACCCACAAAACCUUCUAUUGUUGGCCUCACGGAAGACGAAGGCUUACUUUUUGCAGCAAUCGGUCGAUUAGCAUGUGAUAUGAAAGAUAUCGAGAUGGGGAUGCAGCUAAUGGCGGAUGACAUGAAAGGAAGUGAAAUUAAUGCUGAAGAAGUGGUCGGUCAAAUUUAUUUAAAUCGUGGCGAUGGUGGUGUUAAUAGUCGACGGAAGAUUCAACGAGCAUUUAUUGAUAUGCUUAGCGAUUUAACCAGUAAUUAUGGGACACGAUUAUAUGUGGAUAAAUUGGUUGAACGAGGUGAAAGCGUUUAUAUGUAUUCGUUAGAGCAUUGUAAUCCGGCUUGCUAUGGCUUGCUCAAUUUUUAUCUUCCAUAUAGAACAGCUACGCAUGGAGUAGAUUUAAUUUAUCUUUUGGAUGCCAAUAUUUUCUUAUCACCAUUUUUCAAAACAACAAUUGAUAAGCAAAUUACGCAAUUUUUGACACAGUCGGUAGUUAAUUUUAUCAAAUAUCGCAAUCCAAACAUUAUCAACGAUAAAAUGGAUCGCGCAUUUCCAUUUAUGUGGAAGCCAGUAACAUUAGAUAUUCCAGAACAGCAUUUACGAAUAGCGCAUGUUAUCGAAAUGCGUAACGAAUUUAAGAAUGGACGAAUGAAGCAAUUGAAAGAUAUUUUUGGUGAUUUAAUUUUGAAAUGA